AUGCUUUGUGCUAUCGCUCGCACCACUUUGAACGAUGACGUUUACAUGGAAGACGAAACAACAAUAAACUUCGAGCAAGAAGUGGCUGAUCUCUGCGACCACGAAGCCGCCGCAUUUGUUGUCUCCGGUACGAUGGCGAACCAGCUAGCUUUACGAACACUGCUCUGGCAACCUCCACAUGCUAUCCUUGCCGAUGCAAGUGCGCAUAUAGUUCACUGGGAAGCUGGCGGAAUCUCCCACUUUUCGGGAGCCAUGCUGCAAACUGUGCGGCCAAGCAACAAUCUUUAUUUGACUCUAGAAGAUAUCCAAAAGAGUGCCGUCCUGUCGUAUGACGUACACAAGUGCCCAACAAGAGUUGUGAGCAUUGAAAAUACUUCAAACGGAAGCUUGGUACCACUAGAAGAAUUACGUAGGGUCAAAGAUUGGGCUACAAGAGCCGGGAUACAGGUUCAUAUCGAUGGUGCAAGGCUUUGGGAAGCCAUUGCAGCUGGGGGUGGUACACUCUCAGAAUACGCUCAGUGUGCUGAUUUGCUGACUGUCGACUUCAGCAAGGGUAUUGGUGCACCAAUGGGUGCGAUGGUCAUCGGUUCAGCAGAGUCGAUCCAGCGGUUGCGCCGGAUUCGCAAAAGUAUAGGCGGUGGUAUGCGUCAGUCUGGAGUUUUAGUUGCAGCUGCAAGACAAGCACUUCUUGAGAAUUUUGGGAUGAGCCAGACUGAUAUAAGAGGAAUUUUGAAGAAAAGUCAUUCGUUGGCAGGUACCAUUGGGAUGCUAUGGACUGAAAAGGGGGGAAAGCUAGUCAGACCCGUGGAAACAAAUAUUGUAUGGCUAAAUCUGAGGGCCUCAGGUGUUACUGAUAGUGAAUGGAACCAAGCUGGGCAUAAGCAUGGGAUCAAGUUGAUGGGUAACCGAGUCGUUACGCAUUACCAGAUAAGCGAUCAGGCUCUUUCCGCACUGACAUCUGUCAUCCUGAGCGUUCUCACAAACCAGAAACAGGGGGGUACUAGAGAAAAGGACUGUCGAACUGUAAAGUUGUGA
Molecule: messenger RNA, 1035 nt
Organism: Bipolaris victoriae FI3
Lineage: Eukaryota; Fungi; Ascomycota; Dothideomycetes; Pleosporales; Pleosporaceae
Exons: 1
Coding region: 1-1035 (344 amino acids)
Biological process (GO): L-threonine catabolic process; glycine biosynthetic process
Cellular component (GO): cytosol
Molecular function (GO): L-allo-threonine aldolase activity
Source: RefSeq, a predicted model, not a curated record